AACGCCACUUCUGCAUGAGCGUUGGAGAGGCUGGGAUCUGGCAUGCAUUGAUUGCUAAAGAUGUGAAAAUGGCGGAGUUACAAAUGCUUUUGGAAGAGGAGAUUCCAGCUGGACGUAGUGCUUUAUUAGAUAGUUUUACCAAUUUGGAAAGAGUUGCCGAGUAUUGCGAAAGCAACUAUGUUCAGUCACCAGAUAAGCACAGAGCGUUGGAAGAGACUAAGAACUACACCACCCAGUCUCUGGCCAGCGUAGCCUACCUGAUCAAUACCUUGGCCAACAAUGUCCUGCAGAUGCUUGACAUUCAGGCCUCCCAGCUCCGCCGCAUGGAGUCCUCCAUCAACCACAUCUCACAGACAGUGGACAUCCACAAAGAGAAAGUGGCCAGGCGGGAGAUUGGCAUCCUGACCACCAAUAAGAACACCUCUCGCACACAUAAGAUCAUUGCUCCGGCCAAUCCAGAGAGGCCGGUGCGCUACAUCCGCAAGCCAAUCGACUACAGCCUGCUGGAUGACAUGGGCCACGGAGUCAAGUGGUUGCUAAGGUUUAAGGCCAGUGCUCAGAACAUGAAGGCCGGAGCCACAGGUCUCCCUCGCACCAACCCACCCACACAGAAGCCGCCAAGCCCACCCAUGUCAGGGAAGGGAACCAUUGGGCGCCACUCCCCCUAUAGGACACUCGAGCCGGUGCGUCCUCCCGUUGUCCCUAACGACUACGUCUCGAGCCCGACGCGCCAUGGCAACAUGGCGCCCCCACAGCAGAGCCCUGCACGCACUGCGUCUGUUAAUCAGAGGAACCGCACGUACAGCAGUGGCAGCAGUGGAGGCAGCCACCCCAGCAGCAGCAGCCGCAGCAGCAGCAGAGAGAAUAGCGGCAGCGGCUCCGUGGGCUUGCCUAUCGCCGUGCCAACGCCUGCCCCGCCCCCCACAGCAUUCCCAGGUACUGCCCCUGCCCUUCCCAACCCUGCUAAGCCACCUCCCACUACCACUACUACUCCCGUCCCAUCUGAUGGCCUCCCUGUACUCUCUCUAGCUCCUAAUCCCUCCCCCACCCCCCCACCUGAGGGUCCACCUGUGCCCCCUCCCCCACCCCAGCUCCCCACUUCCGUCACUAGCACCGGCCCUGCUGCUUUCAGCACUCCCGCACAAGGUGCCCCCCAGUUUUUCAGCAUGAACCGGCCGGUGCAACCACAGAACCCUCCUGCGGUGGGGGGGUCUCUGCCAUACCGUCGGCCCGCGUCAUUGACGGGCCAGCCCAACUCCAACGUGGCCCUGAACCAGCCCCAGCCCAACGGAGGACCCCACUUCAACCAGGCCCCAACAGGUCCUCUUGUUGCCCCCCCUCCCCCCUCCAUGCAGAUCACUCCUCAGCUCCCUCUGAUGGGCUUUGUGGCUCGGGUACAGGAGACCAUCUCAGAUGUGCCCCCACCCCCGCCCCCUGUAGAAGAAGCUGUGUUUGAGGAACCCACACCGCCCCCUCCAGAGGACUAUGAGGAUGAUGAUGAGGAGGAAGAAGAGUCGGCCGUGGUGGAGUACAGUGAUCCCUAUGCAGAGGAGGACCCCCCGUGGGCCCCACGCACCUACAUGGAGAAAGUGGUGGCGAUCUACGACUACGCGGCGGACAAGGAGGACGAGCUGUCCUUCAACGAGGGCGCUAUCAUCUACGUCAUCAAGAAGAACGACGACGGCUGGUACGAAGGAACGAUGAGUGGCACCACCGGCCUCUUCCCCGGGAACUACGUCGAGUCCAUCAUGCACUAUGUCGACUGAGGAAGAGGAGAGGUUAUAGGAAGGUCAAAGACUUUGUUAGGCAGAGCAUGAUCACAUUGAGGAAGUUAACGAGGAAGAGACGAGCGUUCAUGAAGAGUAUACAACUAUCCUCAACCGGUCUACCAGAUGAAGUACAUUGUACAACGGCCACUUGUAGAUAUUUCCUGUGUUUUUGAAUGAUAUGAGACUUUAUGGUGGGGGGUUUUUGUAUGUACUAUUAGGGCUUCAUUUUGUCUUUACUAUUAUUACAAGGAAGGCUACAAGGAUCUCUAAAAAAAAAAAAAAAUCUCAUUUCCUUUUGCCCUUAUUUUAAAGUUUUAUUUAUGUGGACCAUGUAUUAUACAGGGAGGGAUGGUACUGUGGCCAGGGCUGCUGAUUUAAGGAUAGAAAUAGAUGUCAGAUAAUCCUGAUGACGUUCUCUACUCUCAGCCCAAGAGAAGACGCAAGAUGAGAAUGCUUCUUUUUCUGACACUCCCCGAGCCUUUCUAGACUCAUUUAUUUAAAACCAGGAGCAGCUCCUAUUGGUUAGUGGGAUUAGGAGAUGGAUUGUUGCGCUUGAACUUUAUACAAUGUCACGUUAGGUGAGAAGACAAGCACAUACUGUAUGUCUACAUUUGACUAUAACAGCUAGAUAUUAGUGGUGGGUAAGACUGGGGGGAAAAAAGACUGAAACUGAUUUGUUUUCAGCUCACCUGAACACCCAUUUUGAAACUCUUCAGUUUGGAUUCAGUAGUUAAUGAAUUGGUUCUGGCCCAAGGCUAGCUAGGGCAGCUUAGAACACUAGGGCUUGGAGCAUGCUCAGUCACUACUUCACUUGCCUCACUUCACAGGCCAGAUGGGUAGAGCAGUGUUUCUCAACCUUGUGGUCAGUUCUAGUUUUAAUUGAAGACGUUGGCUUCCAUGGCGCAAAAUUGAGUCUUAAGUCUCUUCCUUACCUUGUAAUCAAGACAGAAUAGAUUGACUUUGACUGUCUGGGAGUCCCUUUUUGGAAGAUAAAUACUCUGGCCACUCAUUUGCAUCAACGAUUUCAAUAUUUGAUGCUUAUUCGUUCUUAUCGUAGUGGGUCUUCACCAAAGCGUGGCGGACGGCAUGCUUUUGAAAAAAAAUAUUUCAAUAGUCUCCUUUUCUGCUAUAUUAUUUCCGUCUCAAUAUGUUAGAUAUGGUGUGGUUAUUGGUUUGUUUUUAAAUAUUCACCCAUAUUACCAUUGACAGGUGGGGUUUCAUGAUGCAUUUAUAGGUGAUAAAGGAAGCUUGUGCCAUAUUGAAGUGUGCGUGUGUAGGUGUCACUUCCAUUUGCAAUAAAAUAAAAGACAAGUGGGAUGGGUUUGAAAAUGUAGAUCUAAGUUAUUUGGGAUUGAAAGCACAUUUGUGGUAAGAGUGAAUUGUUACUGAAAUAAUUUAAAAUAAGCUGUAUUACUGCCUCAGAUGAGGACUAAUAUUAAAGUGAGCCGCUGUAGAAAUUAUCCAACAAACCGGCACCAAAACCUUUCAAUGACUCCGUCAUGCUGAAACUGAUGCAUUGAGUGUGUUUAUAGUCUCUAGAGGUACAAGUAUUAUUGCCAAUGUGCUGGGCUCUGUGCUUGUCUGUCAGUCAAAUCCUUUAUUUUUUAUUAAAAGUGGGUCUGUUGAGUCUU
Messenger RNA from Oncorhynchus masou masou (cherry salmon), 3400 nucleotides. RefSeq names its product abl interactor 2-like. The record is from RefSeq and is a predicted model, not a curated record. Gene Ontology annotation, biological process: neuron migration. Gene Ontology annotation, molecular function: signaling adaptor activity; SH3 domain binding. The transcript is spliced from 12 exons. The coding region runs from base 15 to 1766 and encodes 583 amino acids. Gene Ontology annotation, cellular component: lamellipodium; actin-based cell projection; SCAR complex. Lineage: Eukaryota; Metazoa; Chordata; Actinopteri; Salmoniformes; Salmonidae.